UCUUUCCUGUUAAUGAACGUGACAUUCCGUAGCAAAAUUGAGAAACCAACUAGCACAGUUAUUUAACAGCCUUUAUUGAUGUAGAGUGGCAGGAACGUAAUGAUAAUAUAAAAAAAAAGACAUCUCUUUCCAUAUUCACUUGUUCAACCCCACUGAAGCUGAACAUCACACUUGUCUUUUGAGGUUUGGAUGCCUUUUGUUAGGCUUCCGUGUGUAUCAGAGAAAUUGAUCAUCCUGGAUUUCAAAAAAUUAGACCCAUAUUUGCAUGCUUUGUUUAUAUUUUAAUUCAUUUUAUGUGCUUGAGGUAUAACAACAACAAAAGCAAUACAUUAUGCCUUGUAUGCGUACAACUAAAGUCAGGUUGAGUGGCUGAAGUAAAGAAAUGGAUUAGCAAAAUGUGAGUUUUGUUGAAAGUAAAUCUUAACAUGACAACCUGAUUGAAAAACAGCCAAGAAUUCCUGCAGUGGCAGAAAUGAUGCGUUAUUGAUGAGCUGCCUUGCUUUAAAAAGAUUCUAGGUUAUAAAACAACGCACUCUAUAAAAUUAGGCUUACUGUUCUGAGGGACUGAUGGUGUUGCCUGUGGAGGAUUACCGAUUUUAGCGUGACUGUGCGCACCGGAGGCCACAAGGUGGCAUCGCUCCUCCUGUCUUAAGCAGAAGAUCUCGGAGCACAGUUUGGUUUUGUUGGCGUUCAGGAUAUCAGCAGUGAAACUCUACAGGACAAAGAAGAUAAAAAUUUCAUACUGACAACAAAGGAGCUACAGCAAUGGGAGUGACUAAUCUGUGGCAAAUCCUUGAGCCUGUGAAACAACCUGUCAGCUUGACCAGUCUCAAAGGAAAAACACUUGCUGUUGAUUUAAGUCUGUGGGUUUGUGAAGCACAGACUGUUAAAAAGAUGAUUGGAGUAGUUACCAAGCCACAUCUGAGAAACCUGUUUUUUCGUUUCUCUUUCUUAACAUCAAUGGGAAUUAAACUAGUAUUUGUCAUGGAAGGAGAGGCCCCCAAGUUAAAAGCAGAUACCAUGAGUAAAAGGAAUGAGGUGCGCUAUGGACCUUCAAAGAAGGCUGGAACAGCAAGAACAGGGAGAUCUUUAUUUAAAGCUGUUUUAAAAGAGUGUCUCAAACUGCUGGAGUGUUUAGGUGUCCCUUGGGUUCAAGCAGCUGGGGAAGCAGAGGCAAUGUGUGCCUACCUAAAUGCAACAGGACAUGUUGAUGGCUGCAUUACCAAUGAUGGAGAUGUCUUCUUAUAUGGAGCUCAAACAGUUUAUAGAAACUUCGCCAUGAAUGCUAAGGAUCCCCAUCUUGACUGUUACACGAUGUCCUCUAUUAAGGAGAAGCUUGGUUGUGACAGAGAGUCUUUGAUUGGGCUAGCUGUUCUUCUGGGUUGUGAUUAUCUUCCAAAGGGCAUUCCAGGUGUUGGGAAAGAACAAGCUUUAAAGUUAAUUGAGACUUUGCGAGGUCAAAACUUACUGCAAAGGUUUGAGCAAUGGAAAGAACAAUUUUGGUAUGAUAAUAAUCCACCUUUAGUUGUUAAAAGGGUAAUUCACUGUUCUGAGUGCCAUCAUCCAGGAUCCUACAAGGAACACGAGCACAGUGGGUGUAAAUUCUGUGAAAGCACUAAGUACUGCAAACCCAGUGACUCCAAAUACUGCUGCCCUUGUGAAUGGCAUCAUUCAGAGCAACUGAAACAAACAAGUGCAGUGGAGGACAAUAUCAGAAAAAAAGCUAUCAGUUGUGAGGGCUUUCCAUUCCCUGAGGUUGUCCAAGAAUUUCUUGUAAACAAGAAUAAAUUGGUCAAGAUAAAGGAAUGCCAAAGGCCCGAUUUAUUGUCCUUUCAGAUAUUUGCUUCCGAGAAGAUGGAGUGGCCCAAACAUUAUGCUUGUAAGAAACUGUUAACACUAUUGACACGUUAUGAUAUGAUCCAGAGAAAAUCUGGAUACGUUGACUCAAAACAACUGCAGGCAAUACGGAUAGUCAAGACUCGAGUUAAAAACGGGAUUCCUUGUUUUGAAAUUGAGUGGCAAAAACCAGAACAUUAUGUUGAUGCAGAAGAUGAGCCUGCAGAGCUGUUUGUAGUCACAGUAGAAGAGGAGUCUUUGUUCCAGGCUGCUUAUCCUGAUGUUGUUGCCCUUUAUCAAGUGGAAAAGUCAGAAGUUCUGAAGAAGAAACAGAAAAACAGGAAAGAUGGACCAAAAGAAAAGGAAUUGCCAAAUGUUUAUGAUCAAGUUAGUGAUCUUCUGUCUAAAAUGAAUUUAAAAUCUAGAUGUGGAAUUCCUCCUGUACAAGACUCCGCAUCAGAUCUAAAAAUUCCCCCAGAAGAUCAGAUACAUCAAAGAAAUACUGAAUCAAAAGAUCCAGCUUCAUGCAUAACAACCAUUCAGAUGCCAGCAUCAGCAGCUGCUCUGCCUCUGGAUGCAUUGCCUUACUCGCUCUUACAGGAUACAUUGGCUGACUCAUCUGUAUUGCCAGCACAAUGGACUAAAAAUUCAGGAGUAUCAUCCUCUUCCUCUGUAACAGCUGGUCUACAGCUGAGCAGCAUUGAUAGGGCAGUAACCUUCAGCACUUCACCAGCCCAUGGGGGUGAUGCCCAGGAUCCAGCAGCUGACUUAACUACACAGAUAAAACACUCACAUCCCCUAAGUCAUGAAACAGUGAGGAAUAGCUCAGAAUAUUCCGAUGCUAUGCAGUCUGAUCAGUAUUCUGAUAGUACAGAUGAUCUGUUUUCAGAAGAUGUUACGGGACAACUUCAGGAGUGGUCUUUAAGUGAGCGAAUACUUAAGAAGCCUUCCAUUCCAUUAAAGCCUUUGUCGUCUGUAGGUGUAAUGCAACUGGAGUCUUUGAAAUGUUUUAAAUCAACAAAAGAAAUAUCGAAUCACAGUAAGAAUUAUGCCUCUUCUUCAUAUCGGUUAAAUAAACUAGUGCAGGAGAGUAAAAAUAUGGUAUCAGAAAACUCUGCAAGGGAAUCCAGCAUACACGCUUAUCAAUAUCAGUACAGAAAAGCUGACAGCUUGGACGAAAUGGUGCAAAAAGACCAUAAUAUAAACAGUUCAACAUCUCUAGCCCUCAGUGGGCAAACAAAACAGGCGCUUCAUCCUGGACAUGAAGUGCUUCCAGCAUCACAAAAGCCAGCAGAUGUUGUAACUGGCCGUCACGUGAAAGAAGCUUGUACUCAAACUACUCAGAAAACAUCUUUUAAAAAGAGUGUGUGUCAGAACAGAUGCUCUUCUAGCGAGGAAAGUGAUGGUGAGAACAUGAAACAAAAUAUGAUUUACGAACAGCAGAAAAGUCAACUGAACCCUGUUCAGUUUAAAAAACGUCUCACAAAGGCGAAGAAUGAUGCUGUUACUAGCAAAAGAACAAACAGUGACUCAGCCCUUAAUAAGAAAAAGCCAAAUUUAAAAAAAGCUGGUACUAGCUUGUCAUUGCGAGUGUCUCCAGAACCAUCCUCUGUAGGGAAAGCUAAUUGUUCCCAAAAUCCAAAGCAGCAGUUUGAGAGGUCAGGUUCUGGUCCCACGCAGCAAGCCGAAAGUGCUCUUCAGACUUAUGUGUGGGCAGACAGUCCCCUUCCCCUGUCUGAAAGACUAAAAGGAAGAAUCAACAUCAAUUAGGUUCUCCAUAAAACAGAUUAACUCUGAACUUUCAGCUCUUACAGAGCUCUUUCUCAAAGUUUCUGUGGUGUGCUCUGUCAAUUUUAAGUGAACACAGUUUUGAUAAAAAGUGUCUUGAAUUACUGUGUACAGGUGCUGAAGUUUGAAAUUAAAAUGCUAGUAAAACUGCCAAAUAGCUGAUUAUGGGCAAGUGCCAGUUAUUCUGGAUUUGAUGACAUUCUGAGCUUGAUGUGUAAGUAUUGGGAUACAUUAUACAAGGGAGCACGGGGGGGUUGUUUAUGAAAUAAAGGGGACCUAGGCAGGGGCCAGGUUUUGUGUACAGCUGUUCAUCCUUCUGCUUAUAAAAACAGACUUGCUAAAAUAGUGCCUGUACCUGCUGUUGGAUAUCCUAAUAAGACAGUUCUUCCAACUGAAAUUUUCCAUUCUGCUCCUUUAACUUAAUUUUUAUAGUUUUAAAAUGGGUUUUCAGCUCCUGGGAUGUUGAUUGUGUUGAUUAUCUCUGAACGUCCAGAUAGAGACACUCUGCAGAUGUGCCUUGCAGGGUAGCUAAAUCUGUAUCUGCCGUGCCUUAUAAUAAACUGUUCUUUGAGUGCAUGUGUCUUCCAAAGAAUGGAAUAAGCUAUGUAAGGAUAUUCUGGUUUUGUAGCUGUCAUAUCUAAUAUUUAAGGAUAUUCGAUGUCUGUUUUAAAAAUUUGUAGUUUGGGGCAUUUUUUUCUUAAACAGGAUAGGAAAUCCCAUCUAACACUCACUUCUACUUAGAAUAGAACGGUGGUUAAGUUACAGAAAAUCUAAUCUAAUCAUGAUAGUGCAGAUUCUUUGAAUAAUAUGGAAAUGUUUGGAUUCUAAAGGGGGAACUUAAAUACAAUUUCAUCUUUGAUGGUAUUCUUCUUACCUCUUUAAUUAUAGAAGAAGUCUCUGUUCAUAUACCCCCAACCCCCCCCGUCUUCAAGAGUUUAUUAGAAAACGCCUCAUUGACUAUGUUUAAAUGUUCAUAACUUUUUCUGUGGACUAGCCAGAAGGAAGGCCACUCUUG
Cuculus canorus (common cuckoo) is the source of this 4639-nucleotide messenger RNA. RefSeq names its product GEN1 Holliday junction 5' flap endonuclease (gene GEN1). Gene Ontology annotation, molecular function: four-way junction DNA binding; 5'-flap endonuclease activity. The transcript is spliced from 15 exons. The record is from RefSeq and is a predicted model, not a curated record. Bases 766 to 3606 code for a protein of 946 amino acids. Lineage: Eukaryota; Metazoa; Chordata; Aves; Cuculiformes; Cuculidae.